This is a messenger RNA of Passer domesticus (house sparrow), 3000 nucleotides long. It is a transcript of the gene USP22, whose product is annotated as ubiquitin specific peptidase 22. Bases 556 to 2133 code for a protein of 525 amino acids. NCBI's taxonomy places the organism in Eukaryota, Metazoa, Chordata, Aves, Passeriformes, Passeridae. Gene Ontology annotation, biological process: protein deubiquitination. The transcript is spliced from 14 exons. The record is from RefSeq and is a predicted model, not a curated record. Gene Ontology annotation, molecular function: zinc ion binding; cysteine-type deubiquitinase activity.
AGGAGGAAGGAGCCGGCGAAGGAGGCGGGGGGGCGGUUUAAAGGGACAAGAGCCGUGCGGGCGCCGGCGGGGGAAGCCGGAGCGGCGGCGGGCGGGGACUCGCCUCCUUCCCCACACACGCCCGCUCGCACCGCGGCCGGGGUCGCCGCCGCCAGCGCCCCCAUCCCCUCCCUUCCCCUCCGCCCGCCGCUUCCACAGCGGCCUCUAUGAGGUAGAAGGGAGCGGCGGCCACUCCGGGGGCGGCAGCGGCCGCUACAGCCGCCGCCUCCUCCUCCUUCUCCUCGCCUCAGAGCGCCCCAUCUUUGUGUGUGCGGGAGAAGGGCGGGAGGGAGUGCGCGCUGCCCGCCCGCCGCGCUUUGUUCGGAGCCGGGGGGCCGUGGCGGAGCCCCGGCUCUAUGUGCCAGCGGCUCCCCGGCGGCGGCGGCGUGAGGGGCCGGAGCCCCUGAGGGCGGGGGGGCCCCGGCCCGUGUCGGUGCUGCGGGGCGGGGGAAGGGGCCGGCUCGCUGCCCGCCGGCCCGGCCCGUGUGCGGGCGGAUUGAUGUGGGGGGGUCUGACAUGAGUCCGCCGGCGGCCGGGUGCUGCCAUGUGACCGGCUUCAAGGUGGAGAACUGGAAGCAGAACCUGCGGGCGAUUUACCAGUGCUUCGUGUGGAGCGGCUCGGCCGAGACCAGGAAGCGCAAGGCAAAGUCGUGCAUUUGUCAUAUGUGUGGUGCCCACCUGAACAGACUCCACUCUUGCCUCUACUGUGUCUUCUUUGGCUGUUUUACAAAGAAACAUAUUCACGAGCACGCGAAGACAAAGCGACACAAUUUAGCCAUAGACCUUUUGUAUGGGGGUAUAUACUGCUUUAUGUGUCAAGAUUACAUAUACGACAAAGACAUGGAACAAAUUGCCAAAGAAGAACAACGAAAAGCUUGGAAAUUACAAGCCUUCACCCCAACAGUGGUUUCUCACUACCAGUGUACAAUGACAGGCAUUGGAGAGAAGUAUUCAACAUGGGAGCCGACCAAGAGAGAGUUAGAAUUGCUACGACACAACCCCAAGCGAAGAAAAAUAACCACAAACUGCACCAUAGGUCUACGAGGGCUAAUCAAUCUUGGGAACACAUGUUUUAUGAACUGUAUUGUCCAGGCACUCACCCACACUCCACUGCUGCGAGAUUUCUUCCUCUCCGACAGGCACAAAUGUGAAAUGCAAAGCCCCAGCUCAUGUCUGGUCUGUGAAAUGUCUACGCUCUUUCAGGAGUUUUACUCUGGGCACCGAUCUCCUCACAUUCCAUAUAGGUUAUUGCACCUGGUAUGGACUCACGCACGGCAUUUAGCAGGGUACGAGCAACAAGAUGCACACGAGUUCCUCAUUGCUGCAUUAGAUGUGCUACACAGACACUGCAAAGGUGAUGAUAAUGGGAAGAAGGCCAACAACCCCAACCACUGUAACUGCAUCAUAGACCAAAUCUUCACAGGCGGACUGCAGUCGGAUGUUACCUGUCAGGUCUGCCACGGCGUUUCCACGACGAUAGACCCGUUCUGGGACAUCAGUUUGGAUCUGCCAGGCUCCUCCACCCCCUUCUGGCCGCUGAGUCCGGGCAGCGAUGGCAGCGUGGUCAACGGGGAAAGCCACGUGUCGGGCACCACCACCCUCACAGACUGCUUGAGAAGGUUUACAAGGCCAGAACAUCUAGGAAGCAGUGCCAAAAUCAAAUGUAGUGGUUGCCAUAGCUACCAAGAAUCUACCAAACAACUCACUAUGAAGAAGUUACCCAUUGUGGCCUGUUUUCAUCUCAAACGGUUUGAACACUCAGCCAAACUGAGGCGGAAGAUCACUACGUAUGUCUCCUUCCCACUGGAGCUGGACAUGACACCUUUCAUGGCUUCCAGUAAAGAGAGCAGAAUGAACGGGCAGUACCAGCAGCCGACGGAUAGUCUAAACAAUGAUAAUAAGUAUUCCUUGUUUGCAGUAGUUAAUCACCAGGGAACCUUGGAGAGUGGGCACUAUACCAGCUUCAUCAGGCAGCACAAGGACCAGUGGUUCAAGUGUGAUGAUGCCAUUAUCACCAAGGCAAGCAUUAAGGAUGUGCUAGACAGUGAAGGAUAUUUGCUGUUCUAUCACAAACAGUUCCUGGAGUAUGAAUAGCCUUAUCCAGCAGCUUGGCAGAUGUAAACAAGGAAGAAACAACACAAGCCUUCUGAAUCGACACACAAACCUACCUGAAAUGAAAAGACCCAUUACAAACCAACUCGCACUGAGCUGUAACAGGACCUACUUGACACUGACUCACAGCCUGGAGAGUGAGAAAUGAACAAUGUGCAACGUGUGUGCAGUCCCACGAGGACAGAAAGGGGGAAAAGAGGCUGCAGUCAGUCACUUAACAGAGGAAAUAUAAAAUGAAAGGAAUGCUCUGGGUGGGGGAAAGAAAUGGGAGCAGAGGAGUCCGGGCACUGGUACAUCUCCUGUGUUCCUCCAAAAAUGUGUGUGGGAAGGCAAAGGAUUCUACCCUCAUCUCCAUAAAGCAUCUUCUCCAUUUGGUGCUUCAGCUCCAACGACCAAUCAUAUAACAGUUAAAAUUAAAAAUCCAAACCCAUUUUUUUAUGCAUAUGGGUCUGAAAGCAGUAGAGUGGAGGAGGAGGGGAUGAGACAACUAAAGGACUUUGCAAGUAUCUUUUUAUUUGUGAAUUUUAGUUAUUAAAUAAAUACAGUAUGAAACUAUUAGGCUCUUUUUUUUCCAACAACUAUAAAAGAAAUCCUGGAUUGUGGAACUGAAGCUGCAGUACUCAGACAGGUUUUCAAGCAUGCCUGCUUGCACAGGUAAUGUUCAAUGCCAUCGGACUGCUCAUCCAAAAGCAUCAGCACAGAUUCUGUUGUUUGAGCCCUUUUUUGUUUUGUUUUCUAUAAAUAGCUAUUUUCUUAAUUUUUUUCCUUUUAUUCCCUUUUUUCACGAGAAUGAAAUUCAUAAAUGCAACCAUCAGUAAAAAUGAAUGAAUUGGUGUGUUUAUACUGUAA